AUGCACCUCAUUAGAUCCAAGUCUAUCCUUCCCCUCUCCACUCUCCUCUCAGCCGCUACCCACAUCUACGCGCAAAACCAAACCCACCUCAUCGUCCCCGCCCUCCUCACUUCGCCCCUAAACACGACCAGCAUUCAAUGCAUAAAUCUCACCCAUCCCUUCACCACAUCCUCCACUCCCGGCACCCUCGGCACCCAGGCCCUAACUCUCGCCACAACGAACACAACUUACACUGUGUUACCCCCGCGCUUCGACGGCGGGCUGCACAACGCGCCUGCCGCGCAACUUGUGCAUUUCCUCAGUGGUUUGGUACACCUUACGCUUCCGCAGGAUCCAGAGGGGCAAGAACUGUGGAUUGUGGGCGGGAAAGGGGGCUUGGUGUUUGCGGCGGAUACAGUGGGGCAAGGGCAUAAGACGAGGUAUCCGGGGGAUGAGGUGACGGUUGCGGUCGUGGCACCUUUUGAAGGGGGCAAGGUACCUGAGUAUAGUGUUGUAAAGGAGGGGGUUUGUGAGGGCCUACAGACGUUCUUGUGA
This is a messenger RNA of Plenodomus lingam JN3, 534 nucleotides long. RefSeq lists its product as uncharacterized. NCBI's taxonomy places the organism in Eukaryota, Fungi, Ascomycota, Dothideomycetes, Pleosporales, Leptosphaeriaceae. The record is from RefSeq and is a predicted model, not a curated record.